AUGAGAGUUAACACCGCCUUUACUGCUUUGGUGGGCGUUUCCACGCAGCUGGCCAGCACAGCUCCCACCCAGCCCCUCGUCAUGAACCGCACCAUCAUUCCUCCUUGCCACCAAGAGAGCGAAAGAUGCCGCGUGAUCGGGCCGGGCCCUCGUUUCUCGCUCACUUUCAUGAGCACGCAUGGGCUAGAUGUUCAACGCCAGGCUAUUGAGUCAGCCUGCGGCGUCGCCACUGAGUCCUGGGAUGUUGAAACCCCCCACGUUCCGCCCGGGGGUGAAGACUUCGGAUGCAUUCCCGUUAUCGUCACCUUCAAUCUGGCGAAUUUCACCGGCGAGGACCCCAAAGUUUGUGUCGCCAGCGGCCUCAGAGGGCCAUUCCCGUCAGCUAUCUGCGUGGAGUAA
Molecule: messenger RNA, 399 nt
Organism: Pyricularia grisea
Lineage: Eukaryota; Fungi; Ascomycota; Sordariomycetes; Magnaporthales; Pyriculariaceae
Exons: 2
Coding region: 1-399 (132 amino acids)
Source: RefSeq, a predicted model, not a curated record